GGCGGAGCAAGCGGUGGUGGAUCUUCCGCUCGCUGACAGGAUUCGGUAGACAGUGCGGGGCCAUGCUGGAGAUACUGAUGACCCACCAAGAAUUACUCAAAAUCCUAUUAUCAAUGGGAAUCUAACCAUGAGUGAUGGGCACAAGAACACAGAAGAUAUGGAGGAUGACACGAGUUGGCGCUCUGAGGCAACCUUUCAGUUCACUGUCGAGCGCUUCAGCACACUAAGUGAGCCGGUCUUUAGCCCUCCGUGUUUUGUGCGAAAUCUAUCAUGGAAGAUUCUGGUGAUGCCACGCUUUUAUCCAGACAAACCACACCAAAAAAGCGUAGGAUUAUUUCUCCAGUGCAAUGCUGAAGCUGAUUUUGUGUCAUGGUCUUGUCAUGCACAAGCAGCGCUAAAGAUAAUAAAUUACAGAGAUGAGGAGAAGUCAUACAGUCGUCGUAUUAGUCAUUUAUUCUUCCACAAAGAAGAUGAUUGGGGAUUUUCCAAUUUUAUGGACUGGAGUGAAGUGACUGAUCCUGAGAAAGGAUUUAUAGAUGAUGACAAAGUGACUUUUGAAGUCUUUGUACAGGCGGAUGCUCCCCAUGGAGUUGCGUGGGAUUCAAAGAAGCACACUGGCUAUGUUGGUUUGAAGAAUCAGGGAGCGACCUGUUACAUGAACAGCCUGCUGCAGACUUUAUUUUUCACAAAUCAACUACGAAAGGCCAUUUAUAUGAUGCCAGCAGAGGGUGAUGACUCAUCCAAAAGUAUCCCUUUAGCAUUGCAGAGAGUGUUCUAUGAACUACAGCACAGCGAUAAGCCUGUAGGGACAAAAAAGCUAACAAAAUCAUUUGGGUGGGAAACUUUAGAUAGCUUCAUGCAACAUGAUGUUCAAGAGCUAUGCCGCGUGUUGCUUGAUAACGUGGAAAAUAAGAUGAGAGGCACAUGUGUAGAAGGCACCAUACCUAAGUUAUUCCGAGGCAAAAUGGUGUCCUAUAUCCAGUGUAAAGAGGUGGACUAUCGAUCUGAUAGAAGAGAAGAUUAUUAUGAUAUCCAGCUGAGCAUAAAAGGAAAGAAAAACAUAUUUGAAUCAUUUGUGGAUUAUGUGGCAGUAGAACAACUAGACGGUGACAACAAAUAUGACGCCGGGGAGCACGGCUUGCAGGUAAUCUGGGAAUUUUGUGCCAGUGUCUUGGUGUAGCUUUUCAUUUACACG
This is a messenger RNA of Artibeus jamaicensis (Jamaican fruit-eating bat), 1195 nucleotides long. RefSeq names its product ubiquitin carboxyl-terminal hydrolase 7-like. Lineage: Eukaryota; Metazoa; Chordata; Mammalia; Chiroptera; Phyllostomidae. The transcript is spliced from 11 exons. Bases 128 to 1180 code for a protein of 350 amino acids. Gene Ontology annotation, cellular component: nucleus; cytosol. The record is from RefSeq and is a predicted model, not a curated record. Gene Ontology annotation, molecular function: protein binding; cysteine-type endopeptidase activity; cysteine-type deubiquitinase activity. Gene Ontology annotation, biological process: regulation of protein stability; protein deubiquitination.